AUGGGGUCCCCGGCGGGCGCGUCCAGCUCGGCCGCCGCCGACUCGGCGCAGUGGCUGUCGGUGAAGGAGGAGACCAUCUUCCUCCACGACGGGUUGAUCCGGGUCACGGACCUGGCCGAGCUGCCCAGCGAGAUCAUCGGCGUGGCCGAGCCGGGAGAUACCGAGCUGGAGAUUUUAACUUUUGAGACUAAGAAUCCAACUGAGUUGUCGGAGCGCCUCCGUUCUGUUUGCGGAAAUCAAAGCAACGCUUACGCCCGCCUGCUGGAAUACCGCUUGAAUGCUCUGCGCGGACUCUGGAAUGCCCAGCGUCAACUUGCCUUGGAAGAACAGCAUGAACGGGAAAAUUCGGGGGAUGAAGAAACUCUGGCCUUGCUCAAGCGGCAGGGCCUGCUGCAGCAGCCUGAGCAGGCGCCGUUCACAUCACGGAUGGGGCUGCUCUUGGUCUUUCCUCUCAUUGAAUCCCAAAGUAGAACGGACCCUUCCCUGUGUAACAUAACUGCUGAGGUGCUCUUGACUUGCCUUCGUGACUGCCAGCCCUUAAGCUUGACUAAGGAGCCAGCAGACUGUCUUAAUGGCAUUGAAUCUUUGCUCUGUUCUUGGUUGGAGGAAACCUCCACCUCAGGCCAACAGAUUCCACACAAGCAAAAAGAAAAUGCUGCUGCCGCCCUUGUUGCCUUGGCUUGUGCAAGGGGAUCAUUGAAAACAUUUGUUCACACAGUACACCUUUUGCAGAAGCAGAGCGAUUUGGGAUCCCUUCCUGUGGCUGAUGUGUUAUACAGGUUGUUGCUUUUGGAAGGGGGCCCUGGAUCUCCCUCUUGUUUGCUUGGGGGCAAGCACGUGGUAUCCUGGGGCUUUGAAGAUAUGUUGCCGGCACCUGAUGGUAACCCUGGUUCUGGCUCAGAAAAUAAAGAUGCAGACUUGGGGCGCUGCCUUGCAGCAGAUGGCUCUUAUCUUUAUACAACAAACUCGGUUGGCCGGGGAAUAAGCAAAUUGGGAUCUGGAUUACAUGGAACCUUACGAGGCUUUGUGUAUUGCCGUAAUGAAGAGUUGGAGACGGGCUGGAUUGCUUUUGGCAACGGCAGACUGCUUCACAGGCCUGUCUCUUUUGAUAAUAAACCUCACUCCCUUUUCCAGGUCAUUGACCAGAAUACUCUUCAGGUAUGUCAGCUUAUCCCAAUGCCAGCAGAUCAUUUCCCAGUAGGCAGCACUAUGACCACCGUACAUCUUUCUUCCGAUGGGACCUAUUUCUACUGGAUCUGGUCACCUGCAAGCUUGAAUGAAAAAACCCCCAAGGGACAUUCUGUCUUCAUGGAUGUUUUUGAGCUUAUUGUGGAAAACAGUGUCUGUGUAGCCAAUCCCCUUCAGGAACGCAUCAUACUAAUGAGAAAAGAGGGAGAUUCAGCCAAGAGUAUCAAUGAGAUGCUUCUGAGCAGGCUGUCAAGGUACAGGGCCUCUCCAUCAGCAACGCUGGCUGCACUUACUGGCUCCACAAUCUCCAAUACGCUGAAAGAGGACCAAGCAGCUGCUAACACGAGUUGUGGCUUACCUCUCAAAAUGCUACGGAAGACUCCAAUAUACACAUGUGGAACGUAUUUGGUGAUGUUGGUCCCACCCCCAGGUGGUUCUGGCAGCUCCGCCACACGGUCUCUUUUUGGUGGAACAAGUGGUUUGUCAUCCUUAAAAAUUCUGGCUUCGAGCUUGGUGUACAAUAUAUCAGAUGGACAAUUUGCAAGCCGAGCGGAUCUCAUUGAUGCUGCCGGGAGCUCACUUGGACGCAGCGCCCUUGUUCCUGGUCUAGGUGCGUGCUAUGAUGCUAUGAACAACAUGAUUUGGACAUGCUCAAAUGACUAUAUUGAUCAGUGGUGCAAUCCUGGGAACCAAGCCUUCCAUUAUGUCUGCCAGAGGCUAGGAGUCAGCCAUAUCAUUAUGGAGCCAAAAGGAGAUGCCAUAACCACAAAUGAGGUUAUCAACCAGUUACUACACCAUGUUGGUGCCAUGUGUAUCCAUCAGCUCAACCUACUUGCAGCAAGUAACAACCUUCCAAUUACAAAUUUUUUGGGCAAGCAACACCCAAUUGAAGCUCAUCAUCUCAGCAGUAUUUGUGACAUAAUGGAGAAAGCCAUGGUCAAUGGAGACACCUGUAUAAUACGUUGCACCCUGGUUGUCUUCCAGGUGGUUUUUAAAUUUUUCUUCAGCCCCCAAACAGAGAAGAAUCGUGAGAUUGUGAGGCGAUCUGGCCUCUUGCUUUGGCAGCUACUGAUGGCACCAGCAGACCAGAUCAGCCCUGAAAUUCAGAAGGAGGUCUGUCUAGCAAUCAGCUCUGGUCUAAAUAUCCUGUAUCCUGGAGAAGUAGAGAUCAAUAACCUGCUUAAACUGGUCUUAACAGAAGGGGAUCGAAAUAGCGGGCUGGCCCAGCUUCGAGAUGUGAUUAUGACUAACCUGGCCGAGCAGCUUCAGAACAACAGAUUUGGCAGUGAAGACGAUGAGCAUUACAGACUAAACGAUGAACUUUUGCACUACAUUCUCAAGAUUGUUGUCCGAGAAUCUUGUAUUUUAAUCACCAAGUGCCAAACUGUGUCCAGAGAUGAAUUUCAACGGCUCCUUUCAACUGUGCCUGCUGCCUCCUCCUGCCUGCGGUAUCUGAUGGCUGUGCAGAACCAUCUUCUGAGUAAUACUAUUUUGAUUAAGCCCGACGAAAACGAUGACAGUGACAGCUCCUUGCAGGGAGAGACAUUGAAGGUACAGGAACUUAAGGCCAGUAUUUUGACUCUCGCUACACAAAUCUUGACUGGGUGCGAUGAAGUUCUAGAAAUGCUGCAUCAAGUCACCAUGGCUCUUAUAAACAGUGAUAUUCCAGACAGGGAACAGAGGUUAAAAGGCCUGGAGCAGGUGACCAAAGCCACAAUGCUGGGCCACUUGCUUCCAGUUCUGCUGACCUCCCUGAUGCAUCCCAACCUGCAGACACUGACCAUGGCCGAUGCUCUGAUGCCGCAGCUGGUGCAGCUGGUUCUUUACACAAGUCAGACAGCCUUGCUGCUGAAAACCCAGUCUCCAGUCUUCUCUGAAGUGGGCAGCUCUCCUGGAGGAUCCUGUGAACAAAGGAGCAAGCUGUUCCCUGAUGAGAGAAUGCUAGAAGAGAAAGAAGAGCCAGGUUUCCUUACUGGCUUGAAAAUUCCAGCUCCUUGGGCUGCUGGGAAGACUGUAGAGACGGUUCAUCCCGUCAGGGACAACUAUAAAUUUAAGGAGACGGUGCAUAUUCCAGGAGCCCGUUGUUUGUAUCUGAGGUUUGAUAGCCGAUGCUCCUCGCAGUAUGAUUACGAUAAGUUGGUGAUAUAUGCUGGCCCCAACACAAAUAGUCGGAAGGUUGCUGAAUAUGGGGGCAACACCCUUGGAUAUGGCAGCCGUAGUGUCUUAGGAACUGGUUGGCCCAAAGACCUUGUAAAGGUGGAAGGGGACACCGUGACCUUCUCCUUUGAAAUGAGGAGUGGCCGAGAGCACAACACCCCAGACAAGGCAAUGUGGGGGUUUUCUUGCACUGUCCGGGCACAGGAAUCCUCAGAAGAUGUAUCGGGAGGAUUACCGUUCUUGGUAGACCUUGCUUUAGGCUUGUCUGUGCUGGCUUGUUCUAUGCUGAGGAUACUGUACAACGGACCAGAAAUAACCAAAGAGGAGGAAACGUGCCAAGAACUUUUAAGGUCCAAACUUCUGCAGAGGUGCCAGUGGCAAGUGGAAGCCAAUGGUGUCAUCUCCCCAGCCCUCACGCCAAGCCCUUCCCCACUGCCUCUUACCAUAGAUGAAGAUCGGGAGUUCACCUAUCCGUCAGAUGUCCUUGUGCCCCCUGUGGGUCACUACUUUGACCUGCCAAGGAUAAGGCUCCCUCCUGGAAUCAUGAUAAAACUCAGGGAAAUAUCUGGCCGUGCUCGGCCUCAGUUUAGACCCAGCAUCAGGGAGGUGAUCCAGCCAGAUAUAAUGGAAGAAAUGGUGGUUUCUUGUGUUAUCAAGCACUUGAAUCUGGUCGACGCACUCCAAUCCCUAAUAAAUUUCCAGUAUCAAGAGGAGCAUGCAGAGGAAUACGACUUGCUUUGUAAAAUUAUGGGAGAGACCUUUAAGAAACUUAAUGCCAUGGAAAGGCAAUUGCAGAGCGUCGCCGAGCUGGAACAGAAAUGGCAAAGUGAAGUGGAAGACGCAAUGCAUGGGAAACUGGAGAACAAUGUCCCCUUUUUUUAUGACUAUCAUUUCAACGAGAGCAAAAUAAAAGAAUUGGAACUUCUAUGCUCAAUGAAGGAGGUUUCUUUUGAUGGAAGUGAUCUUGAGAAUAUGGUGCUCUCUCUGAGAGAGAAAUUCUUCCAGGAGGUAAACUCCCUGCUACAGAAGCCUUUGCAUCCUAUGGCUAAAACCAAAGUGCUGGUUAAGAGCUUGAUGAACCGAGCGGAAUUGCUGCUGCAUGUCACUAUCGCAGCACAGUCUGGGCUCACCAGGAGCAUAUCUGGGACACCUGCAGAGACACCAGCUUGUAAAUCAGCUUCAGAGACAAAGGUGAUUUCCCACGCAGUCCGCCAGCCUAUCUUUCUCCGCAGUAUGUCGGCACCAUCUGACCUUGAAAUGAUUGCAAAUGAAGAUCUGGAGUUCACCAGGUCAAGCCAGAGGAGGCGCCACGUUACGAGUCACAGAAGCAGCUCCUUCACUCUUCUUCAAUCCCUGACCAUCGAGGAUAGCCGAGACAAGCCCACGUACAGCGUCUUACUGGGGCAGCUCUUUGCUUUCAUCGGAACAAACCCAGACCAAGCAGUAUCUAGCAGUAGCUUCCUGUUGGCUGCUCAGACCAGGUGGCGGCGUGGAAACACCAGGAAACAGGCUCUGGUGCAUAUGCGGGAGCUCCUGACAGCAGCCGUUCGUGUCGGUGGCGUGACGCAUCUUGUGGGUCCGGUCACGAUGGUACUUCAAGGCGGCCCACGAAUCGAAGAGCUCACCUGUGGCGGGAUGGUGGAGCAAGUGCAAGAAGCCUUUGGAGAGACCAUGACCUCGGUGGUGGCGCUCUGUGCUCGCUACCCCAUCGCUUGUGCAAAUAGCAUCGGCCUGUUGUGCACCAUUCCUUACACCAGGAGUGAAGAGAAGUGCCUGGUGCGCAGCGGCCUGGUCCAGCUCAUGGAUCGGCUGUGCAGCUUAAGCAGCCAGACGGAAUCCAGCUCCAACGAGAAACAGACGAGGAAGCAGAAGGUGGCCACCAUGGCUUGGGCUGCCUUCCAAGUGCUAGCCAACCGUUGCGUCGAAUGGGAAAAGGAAGAAGGCGGGUCAACGGAGGCUGUGCACUCUGGUCUGGCUCGUCAAGUUUCCAGUCUUUUAACCAACCACCUGGCACGAGCCACAGAGUGCUGCGGCAACCAGGCAGCUGGAAAUGACGCCCUGCAAGAUGUCCUUAGUCUUCUGAAUGACCUCUCGAGGAGCCACAUUGGCAAAGCGAUCCUGAGUCAGCCAGCCUGCGUCUCCAAACUUCUCUCCCUGCUCUUGGACCAGCGCCCCUCUCCAAAGCUGGUCCUCAUCAUCCUUCAGCUCUGUCGUGCUGCUCUUCCACUCAUGAGCGUCGAGGAUUGCGGGAAUGUUGAAUUGCCCCCCUGGAGUUACUCCGUGCCCUCCCUGAAUAGUGAACAGGACGAUCCCAGUGACCCAGCUUCCAAAAUUGCUUCCCUGCUCUUAGCAAAACUGGCCGAUUAUGUGGUACCAGGAUGUCAGACAGUUCUUUCUCCGACUGCUUCUGAACCUGAUACCUCUCUGUCAAAAUCCAGUCCAAAAAGCUCCCUUAAAGGGGACAAAGAUCCAGGAGAAGAAAGUGAGGCCGUGGACGGUAAACUUUCCAUUUUUAUUCAUAAGCGGGAAGACCAGUCAUCUCAUGAAGUUCUUCAGCCAUUGCUAAGUAGCUCAGAAGGCCGCCCGUUUCGUCUCGGAACAGGAGCUAAUAUGGAGAAGGUGGUUAAGAUGGAUCGAGACAUGACUAAAAGCGGCUCCUGUGAAGUUAUCACUGAAGAGGCGGCUGCGGCUCUGCGGAAGGCAACCAAGUGGGCACAAUCUGGAUUAAUCGUGAGUGUGGGGCCGCCGGUAGAGACUGUCAAUCCUGAAAGCAGUGGCAGCCUGUCGACUGGAGACAAAAAGAAAACUGCGCAAACCUCCAUUUGCAGGGAGCGGAAUUCAGAGCUUGCCAGGACUGACCCUGUGCGGCCUUUCAUUAGUGGCCAUGUUGCUAACAGCAUGGCAGCAGAAGUGAUUGCUUUGCUUCACAGCUUGCUGAUGGCUCCAGAAUCCAAUGCUGCCCAGAUAUGGACAACCACUGCUGAAAAAGUUCUGUCGCGUGCUCUGAUGUAUAUUCCUCAGCUUGGAAAAUAUGCAGAGAGCAUCCUGGAGAACGGCAGCAGCAGCGGGAGGAAGCUGGCCAAACUUCAGAGGAUUGCUCGGCAGGCUGUGGCUGCUCUCUGUGCUCUCGGCGGCUUCAAAGAGACCAUCAAAAUCGGCUCUGAAGUGCAGGUUUUAGGUAGGGGGAUUGCUGGAAGCAUUGGAGUGGUGGCGUCUAUUAAUGAACAGGAAGGUAUAGCAACGGUCAGAUUCCCACCUACCAGUAUAGACGGUAGAAAGACCUCCCAGGCAUCAGACAUUUUAACUAUUCCAUUAUCUAGGCUCUGUGUUCCAAGAUCGGAGGCAUUGCCUCUCCAUAAACUGUCCAUUACUGAGAAGGUAGUACAGGCAGUCCAGUCCAUGUUGCUUCCUCAGGAGGGAAGUCUAUCUAUUCAUACCUCACUUCCUGCAACAGGAGAUGGCUCAACUCCAGUAAUGGCAGUGGUCCGACUCCUUGCUGAAAUUAGAACCAGAGCAUGCCUGGUGAUGGCACAGCUGUUGGAAGACAGUUCCUUCUGUGAAGAGUUCAUCCAGCAGUGCCCAGCUGCCGUGGAGGUCCUUAACCUCGUGGCCCAGGAGUGCAGCCCUGGGGAGCGGCUGCUGGUCGUAGAAGUGCAGUGUGAGAAGCUAAGGAUGCUGUACCGUGACAGCGCUCGUCCCCCCCCUCCACCCCUUCAGGCCGAUCGAAGGCAGCCUAAGGAAAUCACCUGGAGCCCUUCCAGGGUCUUCCCACCGGUGCGCGCCUGCAUGUUCUCCUCGCACCUUACAGCCGUGACCUUCCUUGCCGAUCCCAGUGCAGGCGGAGGGCUGCCCCGGGGCACCUUCAUCUAUGCCACAUCGCCUGUUCCAGUACAGGCACCAUCCUUCUACUGGGAGAUAGAGAUUGUGUCCUACGGAGAUACAGAUGACGACACGGGUCCAAUAGUAUCUUUUGGGUUUGCUACGGAAGCAGAAAAACGAGAUGGAGCUUGGACCAACCCUGUUGGCACCUGCCUCUUCCACAACAACGGGCGAGCCGUUCAUUACAAUGGCUCCAGCUUGCUGCAGUGGAAGAGCGUGCGUCUGGAUGUGGCCCUCUCUCCUGGUGACAUUGCAGGGAUUGGCUGGGAGAGGGCAGAAGGCACCCCUCCCCCUCCAGGACAGCCUGCCAAAGGCCGAGUGUAUUUCACAUACUGCGGGCAGCGUUUGGGGCCUUAUCUGGAGGACGUCUCCGGGGGAAUGUGGCCGGUUGUACAUAUCCAGAAGAAGAACACCAAAGUCCGGGCAAAUUUUGGGUCUCGCCAGUUUGCCUAUGCAGAAGGACAAGCUCACCGGAACGCAGCUGACCUCUGUGUAGACCUCGCAGAAGAAAUCAGUGCCAACUUCGAAGCGUUGCCUUUCGCCAUGGCUUCCGACAGUGAUAAUGACGCUGGCACCAGCACUGCCUCCGACCCCGGGACUCACGGGCCUCCUUGCAGGAUUGCUGCCGUGGCCACAGCUCAGCAACAAUACGACAGCGACACCUCCUGCCAUUAUAAGAUGGAACUCAGUUUUGAAAAUUUCAUCACGUCGGGCCCAGAUCCUCAUCCUCCUCCCAUUGCAGAUGAUGAAAGUGACGAUGAUGACGAUGAUGACAUCCCGCGGGAGGAUCACUAUGCUUUGCUGGUAAAAGCCUGGGAGACAAAGGUGUUCCCUACAAUCAGAAGACGUUUCCGCAAUGAAGCAGAGAGGAAAUCUGGCUUGGAUCAAAUCAAAGGAGCUUUGCAGCUGGGAAUGGUAGAUAUAGCCCGACAAACCGUUGAAUUCCUUUAUGAAGAAAACGGGGGCAUUCCCCGGGAUCUGUACCUUCCCACCAUUGAGGAUAUCAAAGAUGAAGCAAACAAAUUCACCAUUGAUAAAGUUCGGAAAGGCCUGACUGUUGUCACGCGCUGCCCGGAUAGUAACAACGUAGCCGCCAACACUGUAGGAACCGCCCUGCCUAAGUUUGCUAUUCGUGGGAUGCUGAAGACAUUCGGGCUCCACGGAGUUGUUCUGGAUGUUGAUUCGGUAAAUGAGUUGGUCCAGGUAGAGACAUACCUCAGGAGUGAAGGUGUCUUGGUAAGAUACUGGUAUCCUAUUGAUAUGCUCGAACGACCACCUGCUGGCUAUCGGCGGACAGCAACAAACGGACUGGUUUCUCUGGACAAUGCAAACAUUCAAAUUCACAGAGAACUUCUGCGAUGUGAGGUUUCGCUCGCUAGGCUGUACUGCCGCAUGGCUCUACUCAACAUUUUUGCCCCUAAAUCUCCUCACAUGUUUGCUCAUCUGUUUCACAUCCCUGCCAUCCGUGACAUCACCCUGGAGCACCUCCAGCUGCUGUCUAAUCAACUUCUGGCACCACCUCUUCCUGAUGGAACCAUCAGCUCCAGCUCUAUCCUCCUAGCUCAGUCGCUCCAGCACUGCAUUCAUUCCCAGAACUGCUCAGCCACAGACCUCUUCUACCAGGGCAAUUCCCAAACAGUCCAGGAGUGGCUCUCUGUUGCUGUCACACGGAGCCUGCAUCAGGGGGAGGACAGCCUGCUUGACUUGACAAAACAGAUCUGUUCCUUCUUGCAGAAUGCUCCUGAACAAUUCCCUUCUGAGGAGUUUCCUAUUUCUGAGUCGAAAGUUAACAUGGACGUUAAUUUCCCUGGAGCAGCCUUUGUAGUUGUGUCCUGUAAGGAAAGUCAAUCUGGAUUCCGCAAAGACUCCUCCCUGUAUAAGGCCCCGUGGGCCCGGGUUCUAGUCUAUGGCCUUGGUCACAAAGUAAAGAGGAGUGGCCAGCUGAACCUGAUUGAGGCGGUAUGCUACCCUCGGGAUGCUUCUCCAACCAACACGGGCCUGACUCCACCCCCCACAACCAACCAAUAUCCUUCAGUCAUCAUCUCCACAGACAAGGUCCACAUCAGACUUGGAGUGUCCCCCCCUCCGGGAGCUGUGCUCAUCUUGCACUCCCUUCCCCUGGAGUUCCCCUUGGCCAUGGCAUUCGCCGAACAGCUGCUGGCUUGGAAACUGGAUGACAGCGAUGGGAAAUCCGAAGAGGAGUUGGACACAAUCCCUGCCUCGGUUCUCCUGCAAGUGGUGGAAAUCUUAGGAAACUUCCUGUGGACCACUAGCAUGGCCGCCUGCGUGAAGGAGCUGCUGUUUCAUCUCUUGGCUGAACUGCUUCGCAAAAUCCACAGCCUGGAGCAGAAGAAGAACCCGGCGGGGCUGUCCUCCUCCAUUGCGCUCCAGCUGAAUCCUUGCCUGGCUAUGCUGAUGGCUCUCCAGUCAGAACUGCACAAGCUGUAUGAUGAAGAGACCCAGAACUGGGUGUCCGGGAGCACCUGUGCCGGGUCCGGGGUUGGGGGAGCGGAUCAAGGGAGGUUCUCCACCUAUUUCCAUGCGCUGAUGGAGGUGUGCCUGGCUGUAGCAGAGGUGACCCUGCCCAUCAAUAUGAGCAUAACGGCCAACGUGAUGUCAUCAACCGGGGGCCCAAACCUCAGCGACUCUUCCUCUUCUUCCUCCUCCUCUCCGGGGCAGACCCCCCAGAGCCCAAGCCUCCUGUCAAAGAGGAAAAAGGUAAAAAUGAAGCGAGAGAAGACGUCAUCGUCAGGGAAACGGACUUCGUCCCGAGCUGCCGAACCAGACGCUACCAUGCUGAGCAUAGGUGGGAGCAAGCCGGAAGAUGUGUUGUGGUUCCAUCGGGCGCUGACCUUGCUCAUAAUUCUCCGGCACCUCACCAAGAAGGACCCCCAGGGGCUCGGCGUGACAAAUGAUGCUGUGACCGACGCAUGCCAAGCCUUGGUCGGGACGACGGCUCAUAGCCGCCUGCUGGUGAUUUCGGGGAUCCCCGCCCACCUGGAAGAGGGGACGGUGCGGAACGCCAUCCGUAAGGCCUGCAAUGCUCAUGGUGGCGUCUUUAAGGAUGAAAUCUACAUCCCUUUGCAGGAGGAAGAUCCUAAAAAAAUAAAGGACAAAGCGGAGGGAGGGGAGUGCAAGAUUGAGCUGGACAAGCCUGUGGUCUCCAGCAGUGUGGACAGCUUGGACAUCAGCAGCUCUGGCAGCGUCACACCGGCCCUGAGCGUCAGCGCAUCUGCCUCCACUAGCCAGGCCUCCCUCUGCAGCUCCCAGGGCAUCUCCCGGACGAUUAGUGACAUCUCAGUGGACCUAUUCCAGGGGGGCCUGGAGGUGCCUCUGCCACCUGGGUUGCUAGAGCCACUUGUGGUGUCUAGUCAGGAGAGCUUAGACCUUUCCCUGUGCAGCACAGGAAGCCUGGGCAGCCUGGGGAGCCUCGGGGAGCCGCUUGACAAUGUGGAGACAGCCUCGGUGUCUGAUGUGGGGUCAAUGUAUACAGUGACGUCGCUGGACAGUCAGACGGUCCCAUCAAGGCCCGUCAAAGGCUUUGCGGUCGUGGAGAUAAGAUCCCGGGCCAAAAUAGAGAAGAUCCGGGCCAGUUUGUUUAACAGCAGCGAUUUGAUUGGAUUAUCGAGUCUCGACGGGGAGGAUGAGCUCAUGGAAAUGUCCACAGAGGAGAUUUUAACAGUCUCUACUGUGAACCAGAGUUUGUUUGAUACGCAAGGAAGUCCCGCGCUUGAAGACUACUUCAGUGACAAGACUAUCAAAGGAGAUAAGCUUGUGCCUGGCACUCGUGAAGUCCUCACUGAAAUAUUUAAAAGCUGCCUCCACUCUGAGCAAAUGUUGAGCUUGACCCCCACAAAACCCACCAAAGUGGCUGAAAUAUAUCUAAGCAAAGAGCAGAUAAACGCCCAGACACCUGGCAACCUCCUGUAUGCCUUCUUCACCAACGUCCGUCCCCCGAAGAAGGUCCUGGAGGAUCAGCUCACUCAGAUUCUGAGAAAGUACGGGGCUCCCAAGCCAAAGUUUGACAAGAGCAAGUACAGCAAGGCAGGCAAAGAGCAGCACCCGAUGAAAGUUGUGAGCACCAAGCGGCCUGUCACGAAACCGCCGGCCAAGGAGAAGGCCGUGCUCAACAGUGUCAGCAGGACAGCCUUGAGUGAGAAGAAGCCAACAGUGAAACCCAAGUCCCCCGAGAAGAGCAAACCUGAUGAAAAGGAUCCAGACAAGUCACCCACAAAGAAGCAGGAGGUUCCGGAAGAGAAAUAUCUGACGCUGGAUGGAUUUCACAGAUUUGUCAUUGAUCGGGCAAAACAGGACAUCCGAAGUGUGUGGCGAGCCAUUCUGUCAUGCGGUUAUGACCUUCAUUUUGAAAGGUGCGCCUGCAUCGACGCCAGGCAUGCUCAGAAGGCUUCCCGCAAGUGGUCGCUGGAGAUGGAUGUUGCCCUCGUUCAGUACGUCAACCGCCUCUGCCGCCACCUGGCCAUUACCCCGGCCCGGCUGCACCCACAUGAAGUGUACUUGGACCCCGCCGACACAGCUGACCCCCGCGUCUCCUGCCUGCUGAACGUCCCUCUGGAAAGCUUGCGCCUGCGCUUUGCACUCCUGCAGUCCCUCAACACCACUCUGGAGACCUUCUUCCUGCCGCUGGUGGAGCUCCGCCAGACGGAGAUGUACACCAACAGCAUUUCAGCCCUGCUCCAGGUGGCCAAAGGAUUCAUCUUUUACGACACAAAAGUGACUGUUAUGAACCGGGUGCUGAAUGCCACUGUGCAAAGGACAGCCGAUCACGCAGCCCCAGAGAUCACCCUGGAUCCACUUGAAAUAGUUGGAGGAGAGGUUCGUUCUUCAGAAAACUCCUACUUCUGCCAGGCCGCCCGGCAGCUGGCCUGCGUCCCGUCCUCACAGCUUUGUGUGAAAUUGGCCAGCGGAGGCGAUCCCACUUAUGCCUUCAACAUUCGCUUUACAGGCGAGGAGGUCCACGGCACCAGUGGCUCCUUCCGUCACUUCCUGUGGCAGGUCUGCAAGGAGCUCCAGAGUUCGUUGCUGUCCCUCCUCUUGCUCUGCCCCAGCUCGGCCGUCAAUAAGAACAAGGGCAAGUACAUUCUGACACCCAGCCCCAUCAGCUAUGGGGAGGAGCAGCUGCUGCACUUCUUUGGGCAGUUGUUGGGCAUUGCCGUUCGAGCUGACGUCCCCCUGCCCCUGGAUCUCCUGCCCUCCUUCUGGAAGACCUUAGUAGGAGAACCGCUGGAUCCGGACCUCGACCUCCAGGAAGUGGACAUCCUCACCUACCACUACGUUAAGAAAUUUGAAAAUCUUAAUGAUGAGGCGGAGCUGGAGGCCCUGUGUGCGGAGAUCGCUACCCAGCACCUGCCGAUGGAGAGCCCCGACUGCCCCAACAAGCCCAGCUGCAAGUUCACCUACCUGACCAUGACGGGAGAGGAGGUGGAGCUAUGUGCCCGAGGCAGGCACAUUCCUGUGGUAUGGGAGAACAAGGAUAUCUAUGCAACGGCAAUCCGGAACCUGAGGAUGCACGAGCUGCAGAAUCCCGAGUGCGUAGCAGCUGUGCGAGCCGGUCUGGGCUCCAUUAUCCCCCUCCAGCUCCUGACCAUGUUGACGCCCCUGGAGGUGGAACUGAGGACCUGUGGGCUGCCCUACAUCAACCUGGAGUUCCUUAAGGCACAUACCAUGUAUCAAGUAGGACUGAUGGAAACGGACCAACAUAUUGAAUUUUUCUGGGGGGCCUUAGAGAUGUUCACGCAGGAGGAACUUUGCAAGUUCAUCAAGUUUGCCUGCAACCAGGAGCGAAUUCCUUUUACCUGCCCAUGUAAGGACGGGGGCCCAGACACAGCACAUGUCCCCCCAUACCCCAUGAAAAUCGCACCUCCAGAUGGCACUGCAGGUUCUCCAGACUCGCGGUACAUCCGUGUCGAGACCUGCAUGUUCAUGAUCAAACUCCCUCAGUACUCAUCCCUAGAUAUAAUGUUGGAAAAGCUCCGGUACGCCAUCCACUACCGUGAGGACCCUCUCAGCGGCUGAGCCCUUCU
This is a messenger RNA of Euleptes europaea (tarantolino), 13265 nucleotides long. RefSeq names its product HECT domain E3 ubiquitin protein ligase 4 (gene HECTD4). The record is from RefSeq and is a predicted model, not a curated record. The transcript has 76 exons. Lineage: Eukaryota; Metazoa; Chordata; Lepidosauria; Squamata; Sphaerodactylidae. Gene Ontology annotation, molecular function: ubiquitin-protein transferase activity. Bases 1 to 13257 code for a protein of 4418 amino acids.